Molecule: messenger RNA, 1699 nt
Organism: Theobroma umbraticum
Lineage: Eukaryota; Viridiplantae; Streptophyta; Magnoliopsida; Malvales; Malvaceae
Product: putative protein phosphatase 2C 72
Biological process (GO): protein dephosphorylation
Molecular function (GO): protein serine/threonine phosphatase activity
Source: RefSeq, a predicted model, not a curated record
ACGUUAGGGGCUUGUAAAUCAUGUGACAUGUAUUCCACGAAUAUGUUUAAGAGCUAUUUCCAAAGAAUUUGAGGCGAGGAAGAGGAAAUUUCCUUGUGUACUUGAGAGGCAAGAGUUUGAUUGUCUUGUCAAGAUACUAAUCUUUGCAGGAAUAUGCCUCUUUAGGUGAAUCUUGGGGUAGCCUAUAAUAAUACUCUAACAAUUAAUUAAGAAAGAAGGGGAAAUAGCAGCGAAUUUAUUAAUGAAGUGGAGUGUGCUUUCAGGUCAUUGGGAGCCACUUGUGCCGCCAUAUAUAAUUAUUAUCUUGCUAACAUGCGCAUUGUGGGAGUCCUUAAACACAUGAUUGAAGGGACUGUUUUCCUCAAGUGAUCGGAAUUUAAUAAGGUGGUGGUGACUUUGGGUGGAGAAUAAGAAAAUUCUUUGUAUUCAGUUUGAGAUGGGAAUCUGCAUAUCCGUUGCAUCUUCAGAGAUUCAUGAGACUGAAGACUGCCAGGAAAAUGUUGUCUACUUGGAAGAAAACAUUGCUUCGAUCGGAAUUCAGGGACUUGGCUCUCUUUACUCUAGGCAGGGAAGCAAAGGACUGAACCAGGAUGCUGCCAUCCUUUAUCAGGACUAUGGAAUGGAAGGUGGAGCUCUUUGUGGAGUUUUUGAUGGUCAUGGAAGGAACGGUCACAUAGUGAGCAAUAUGGUGAGAAACCGGUUGCCAUCACUCUUGCUAAGCCAAAAGAAUGCCCUAGCAACGAUGAAGACAUCAGCAGAUGACAAGAAUUUCCAGGAUCAAGUGGCAGAUUUAGAGAGUGGAUCGGUAUUAAGCAAGGAUUUGCUUAAAUGGCAGGAGGCUUGCAUCAGUGCCUUCAAGGUGAUGGACAAGGAGAUUAAGCUUCAAGAGAAUUUGGACUGCUCUACCAGUGGAACCACUGCUGUUGUUGUUGUGAGACAGGGUGAGGAUCUUAUGAUUGCAAACCUUGGCGAUUCAAGGGCGAUUCUAGGAACAACAACAGCAAAUGGUAUCAAGGCUGUUCAAUUAUCUACUGAUUUGAAGCCUGGUUUACCCAGUGAAGCCGAACGAAUCAGGAGUUGCAAUGGCAGGGUACUUGCUUUAAAGGAAGAAUCGCAUAUCCAGCGUGUGUGGCUGCCCCAUGAAGAUUCUCCAGGCCUGGCCAUGUCUCGAGCUUUUGGAGACUUCCUACUCAAGAACCAUGGAAUAAUUGCAAUCCCUGACGUCUUCUAUCACCACCUUACUCCAAACGAUCAGUUCAUUGUUCUUGCAACAGAUGGGGUAUGGGAUGUGCUAAACAACAGCCAUGUUGCCUCCAUAGUGAUGGAGGCAGAGAGUGAGCAGGCAGCCGCAAGAGCAGUGGUGGAGGCAGCUACCGCCUCAUGGAAGAAGAAGUUUCCAUCUUCAAAAGUAGAUGACUGUACCGUGGUUUGCCUCUUCCUCCAAAAGAAGCAACAUCCAAGUUUCUUGCCUGCGAAGACCUAACUAGUUGGUCGGCCUCCUCUGUUAUUUUUGUGAUAACCUUUGUCGUAUAAGUUUUUAGAUACUCUUGUGACUCAGUUAGCCACCGUUAACUAUUCUAAGAUUGAGGUCUUGGUCCAAACGAUUGUAGCCACGUUGUAUCCAUUACGUUGCCAAGAAAACAAAAUGUAUGGAACAGUCAGUUUCAUAUUUGAUUAAUGAUCUAAAACUAAUGGCUGA